This is a messenger RNA of Rhipicephalus sanguineus (brown dog tick), 795 nucleotides long. It is a transcript of the gene Dtwd2, whose product is annotated as tRNA-uridine aminocarboxypropyltransferase 2-like. The record is from RefSeq and is a predicted model, not a curated record. Lineage: Eukaryota; Metazoa; Arthropoda; Arachnida; Ixodida; Ixodidae.
CAACAAGCAUAACAAAACGCGGCAAGAUGGCGGCGCGCAGCUAGCGUUCUAUUAUAGUCUUUCACAUAUUUUCUGUGAUGUGUUUGGUGUUGUCCCGUUCAGCGCCUGAUACCCGAUACAUAGAGAUUCUCUCAUGACUACUGCACCAGUGCUGCUUACUGCGUUUUAAUCACCAGCCAAUGGCAACGAGUGAGGAUGAAACUGAGGUGUUCAGCCACCUCGGCCAAAUCUUGGCCGAUCCUCCACCCAAGAGAGAUUUAUGCAACAAGUGCAGGCGGCCGCCUUCCGUUUGCUGGUGCUGUUCCUUGCCGGCGCCCCAGGUUGCCAUUUCCAGCAAGGUUUACAUCCUUCAACAUCCCGGAGAGCUGAAACGGAACCUGUCCACAGCUCCCAUGCUUGAGGCAGCGCUUUCCACCGAGAGAUGCAUCAUUCUCCGAGGUCGUAGGUUCUCUCGGGAACGCUACGGGGCCCUGGAAAGCGUCCUUCAAGAUCCUCCAUCAGCAGACACUAUCCUGCUGUAUCCUGGGCCCGAGGCCAAGGACGUACAAUCAUUAGACACGGUGCAACAGCGAGGGCACGGUUACAACAUCGUCGUCUUAGAUGGCACCUGGUCACAAGCUCGUUCGCUCUUCUUCAACAGCCCGCAGCUGCACUCACUGCAGCAGGUGCAGGUCAAUGCUUCUCAGGCAAGUCACUAUGUGAUACGAACUCAGCCAACCAGUGAAUGCCUUUCGACAGUGGAGACAGUGGCCUACGCCUUGGCAGCUCUUGAGGAGAAGCCACACCUCCAGGAGG